AUGAAUAAAUACGAAGUAUUAGGAGUAGUUGGAGAGGGUGCUUAUGGAGUGGUUCUUAAAUGUAAAAACAAGGAGACAAAUGAGAUAGGUAUAAAUGAAGUUUAGAUGUUUUUAGUGGCGAUAAAGAAGUUCAAAGAAACUGAAGAGAAUGAGAUAGUGAAAAAGAGCAUAUAAAGAGAAGUGAAGGUACUUAGAUUGUUAAGACAUGCUAAUAUAGUGGAAUUAAAGGAAGCAUUCAAAAGGUAGUAUGAUGUGGGAAGUUAAUUAGAAAAGGGAGAAUAUAUUUAGUAUUUGAGUAUGUGGAGCGCAAUUUACUUGAAGUUCUUGAGGCAUCUCCUUCAGGAUUGGAAGUAUUAAACAUAAUUAUAAUGAUAGCCAUUGUAUAUCAAAAGAAUAAUUUUUCAGUUGCUUAAAGCAAUAUUUUGUUGUCAUCAAAAUGAUAUUGUUCAUAGAGAUAUAAAACCAGAAAAUCUCUUGAUAAGUAACAAUCAUUAAUUGAAGCUCUGUGAUUUUGGUUUUGCUAGAGUAUUACAUUCAAUUUCAUUUAAUUAGUCUCUAACUGCAUCAACAUAAGAUCUCACUGAUUAUGUAGCCACAAGAUGGUAUAGAGCACCAGAACUUUUACUUUCUUAUUCAAAUUAUGAUAAAGGAGUGGAUAUGUGGUACAAAAUUAAAUUUAAUAUUAGGGCAAUAGGAUGCCUGUUAUGCGAAUUGACAGAUGGUAAUCCUUUAUUUCCAGGAGAAAAUGAAAUGGAUCAAUUAUAUCUCAUAUAGAAGAUGUUAGGACCAUUAACAUAAAGUUAAUAAGAGACAUUCUCAAAGAAUCCUAGAUUUUUGGGUAUGAAAUUUCCAGAAAUAUCUAAACCUGAAACACUGGAAUAAAGGUUAUUUUAUAAAUAUAUAAUUAUUUUAGAUAUCUAUGUAAAUUACCAAAAAAAGCCAUAAAUUUUGUUAAAGGAUUAUUGAAAAUGGAGCCUGCUGAACGGUUAACAUGCAAAUAAGCACUUCGUCAUUAAUAUUUCGAAGAUUUACCAGAAGCAGUUGAAUUUAUUAGAGAAUUAGAAAUGUAAAAUGAUUAAGAAAAAAGAUAAGUAAGUGCAGGUGUUCAUCGAACUGCAGCAUCACCUAAUACAUAAUAGAAUGUAAUUAGAACUAAAGUAUUGAUUCAUUAUAUAAAAUAAAUAGACUAGUUUCAAAGUACCUAAUUAUUUGGGAAAUUAGUUGAACAUGCAAAAUACUGCUUAUAAUUAUAAUAUAUAAGGGUAGCAGCAACAAGAAAAGGAUGGGAAAUAAAUGAAGAAAGCAGUAAAAAAAUAAUUUAAAAUUUAGUAGUCAAUAGAGAAAUUGAUUCCUGGAUUUAAAGAAUAAAAAUUGAAUAUGAAUUCAGAAACAAAUAAGAUGAAGGUAUCAGGAUAAUCGCAAUUUAGUCAACAAUAAUUAUAAAUGUAAUAAUCUAUAAAGAUUCAAAACUUAAACAUAAUUUAUAAUUCUAAUACUUACAAUUAAUUUUAGAAGAAGGGAGCAUUAACAAAAAAAUGA
This is a messenger RNA of Paramecium sonneborni, 1539 nucleotides long. The record is from the annotation of a GenBank genome assembly. NCBI's taxonomy places the organism in Eukaryota, Ciliophora, Oligohymenophorea, Peniculida, Parameciidae.